AUGAACGCUACUGUUGCUUCAGAAUACUCAUCGGAAAUCCACUCCGUGCCCAUUGAACAUAGAUUCAAUCCAUACUCCGAUAAUGGUGGUACCGUUUUGGGUAUCGCCGGAGAAGACUUUGCUGUUUUGGCUGGAGACACCAGACAAGUAGAAGGGUAUUCGAUCCAGUCACGUUACCAGCCCAAGGUGUUCAAUGUUGGGGACGACAUUGUGAUGACGGCCAACGGUUUUGCUGCCGAUGGUGCUGCGUUAAUUGACAGAUUCAAGAACCAAUUGCAAUGGUAUAAAUUUGACCACGGCGGAAAGAAGUUGAAUAUCAAAUCUGCUGCCAGAUACAUCCAGCAUCUUCUUUACGGAAAGAGAUUCUUUCCGUAUUACGUUAGCACUUUGAUAGCGGGACUCGACGAAGAAGGUAAGGGUGCUGUUUAUUCGUACGACCCCGUAGGUUCUUAUGAAAGAGAACAGUGUAGAGCUGGAGGAGCUGCUGCUUCGUUGAUCAUGCCCUUUUUAGAUAAUCAGGUUAACUUCAAGAACCAGUAUGAACCUGGAAGUGAUGGCAAGAAAAAGAGAGAAUUGAGAUACUUGACGUUGGACGAAGUGUUGGAGUUGGUGCGCGAUGCCUUUUCUUCAGCCACAGAAAGACAUAUCCAAGUAGGUGAUGGAUUAGAGAUCUUGAUUGUCACUAAGGAAGGUGUGAGAACAGAGUACUUUGACUUGAAGAGAGAUUAA
Messenger RNA from Scheffersomyces stipitis CBS 6054, 729 nucleotides. RefSeq names its product proteasome core particle subunit beta 6. Bases 1 to 729 code for a protein of 242 amino acids. NCBI's taxonomy places the organism in Eukaryota, Fungi, Ascomycota, Pichiomycetes, Serinales, Debaryomycetaceae. The transcript has a single exon. The record is from RefSeq and is a predicted model, not a curated record. Gene Ontology annotation, cellular component: proteasome core complex.